This is a messenger RNA of Dendroctonus ponderosae (mountain pine beetle), 2259 nucleotides long. RefSeq names its product A-kinase anchor protein 10, mitochondrial (gene pkaap). Gene Ontology annotation, molecular function: protein kinase A binding. NCBI's taxonomy places the organism in Eukaryota, Metazoa, Arthropoda, Insecta, Coleoptera, Curculionidae. Gene Ontology annotation, biological process: intracellular protein localization. Bases 162 to 1727 code for a protein of 521 amino acids. Gene Ontology annotation, cellular component: plasma membrane. The transcript is spliced from 2 exons. The record is from RefSeq and is a predicted model, not a curated record.
GCAACCAACUUCACAUUUAUUGACGUGACUGUUGUCAAAAUUGAUAGAAAACCACUGAAGAUAAAGCCCUGAUAUAAAUAUAAUGUUUAUCCGGUUUAGUUUCCUGUUUUCCAGCGUGAUUUUGUGCAGAUUAUCGUAACAUAGGUACAUGAUCAUGAGCAAUGCUAAAGUUUUGGAAGAAAGCAGCCAAUAAACGGAGCAAGAAUCAUGACUGUACACCUUCACCACAGCCAAUUGAAAAGCCAUUGGCUGUUCCACUUGAGGACGAAGGUUUGUGCGACAUUGAAACAUUCGAAGCGACCAGAGAAAGAUCGAGGCUUUCGAAAACUCUGGGAGAUAUUCUAGGGGACAAAAGUGCGUUGGGGUACUUUAUCCAAUACAUGGAGGUGCGCAAUGCCUCCUGCUAUAUUCUCUGCUAUUUGGACAUAGAAACUUUCAAAGCCGAUCUUCAGAACUGCGACGAUACUCUCAAAGGGGCUUCCAGUAACUCGCCGCUGGCUAAUAGAUCAGACCAUGACAGUCUCUCGGUGAGCACAGAGUGCGAUUCACUCACUGCUGACUCCAGUAGCUUGUACGAUUACAUGACAAAUUCCGAUCAGAAAAGCUCAGAAGCCAAUUCUCCUUGUGAUAUAACUGAUAAGGACAAGAGCUCUCCAUUGAAGCUGGUUGAGUUGGCUUUGGUCAUUUUCAAGAAGUACAUUGCCCUGGAAGCGAAGCUCAACAUCAACUGCCCGGAACAGUUCAGGAAUGAAAUUAUGGAAAGCAUUUGCGACGCAGACAAGCUGAUUCUGGGCAGCUGCUUUGACUCAGUGCAAAAACACCUGUUUGAUUUGAUGAAAAAUGAGUAUUUUAACGCCUUUUUGGAAACCGACUUCUUCUCCAAGCACCUCAUUGAUGUCCUGACCGGCUCUAACAUCGUCCUCGAUGACAUUCUAUACAACGAAACAGCUCUGUUUUAUUUCAUGGAAUUUCUGGAACAGGAAAGCAAGCGAAGCUUGCUGGAGUUCUGGAUCGCUGCCACCAAUUUGCAACAGCAAUUGAGGGAUCAGAAAGAGUUUUUCGAUCCGAUCGAAGCUCAGAACGAUGCGAUUGUUUUGUAUGACAAAUACUUCUCGUUGCAAGCGCACUGCCCGCUCGGAUUUACCGAUAAGAUUCGAUUCACGGUAGAGCAAAACAUAUGUGGGGAGCAUGGUUUGGACAUUGAUUGCUUCCACCUACCUCUGAAGAUUGUCGAGCGGUUUUUAGAGAAGCACUGCUUCAAGCCGUUUCUGGCUUCCCAGCUGUUUUUCAAGUACUUAUCCGAGCUGAUUAAUACAGUGCAAGCUAGCGGCUACUCAACCAAUAUAGAGCACAAAACCUACUCGCCCUCAGACUGUAGCAGCGAGAAGAGCUUCAGCACAAGCACCUUUUUGGCGCUGGAGCUGCCAUAUGAGAGAAAGGAUGCCAAAACCAACAUGUGCAUUGAUAGCAGAGAACUGUACGAUCCAGAUGCGUUGUGGAAGCGGAAAAAGACCCAUCGCUUGUCUUUGGGACGGGUGACCGAGCUGGGCAAGUACAUAGCAGAGUUCGAGCCGGAACCGGACCGCAAUGGCUUCAAAUUCAAGAACGUGGUCAAGAAGAUCGUUAGCUUGGACGAGGAGGAUAAGCGAAAGGAGGAAAUGGCCUGGAAAGUAGCGGAAAUGAUCGUCAAAGAUAUCACCAGCGUGACUCUAAACGGUCAUUUGUAGCGUUCUAAGGUGACGCUUAAAAUUAAUCGUGCCGUAGAUAUUUUUUUAGGAACAAUAGGACCGAUUUUAGCGGACAAUAAGAAAUUUUUGUGCAAUUAUAACUGAUUUCAAUGAACUAAGCUUGAAAAACCAUAGCGGAUUUUUAUGUUUUGUUCACAUUCACUAUGUUUUCACUAUCGUCCAUAUAGUUUUAGAUUUGCAAACAGCACUCUCUCGUGUAGAAACACCUUUUUUGUUUAUCACGGACUAGUUUAUAUGUUGUAUCGCUUUUAAGUUGGUUUUUACUCUUAUUGUUCUCUCUAAUACCAAUAAUCUAUUUUAGAAAUUAUGCUAGUCAGGUAUGUAGAAGCUACUUCAUGUUGUACAUUCAAAUUUGAUGUUCUAUAUUUUUUUAUAAUAGUUCACGCACAUUUGUACAUAUUUUGAACUGUACAUUAUUGUGACUUAUUUAUUUUUUUAUUGUAGGUGUGAGCCUGAUAGCGGCGAUUAAUUAUCAAGAUUAUUAGGCACUAUUAAUAAAGUAUGUUGUAUA